CCUGUAUCAAGCUACGCUUGCUUGGAAAUAAGAGGGUCACCUGAGUUGUGGACUAAAGCAAAUAUCGGUCGAUAAGCGUCGUGGGAGAAUAGGGACGGAGUAUAAGAAGGAAGUAUGCAAGGGAGCGAUGGCCGACGGGCUGGCAAUCGCGCGGGUCAUCUGACUUCCCUCCCAUCAAAGUUCAUUCUUUUCUGCUCUUCUUCUUCAUGUCAUUCCCUGAGCCCAUCGCAAUUAUCGGAACAGGUUGCCGAUUUCCUGGCUCCGCAUCAUCCCCAACCAGGCUCUGGGACCUUCUCCAUCAUCCGCGCGAUGUAGCCUCCAAGACUCCUAGUGACCGGUUCAGGCAUGACACCUUCUACCACCCCGAUGGUCAUCAUGGCAGAACGAAGGCCCCAGAAUCUUAUUUUCUCACCGAGGAUAUCCGUGCAUUCGAUGCACCCUUUUUCAACGUUUCUCGAGCCGAGGCGGAGUCCAUGGACCCUCAGCAACGUCUGCUGUUGGAGGUCGUCUACGAGUCCCUCGAAACCGCAGGCCUGCAAAUGGAAGGUCUCCGAGGCUCUGACACAGCUGUCUUCUGUGGCCUCAUGAAUACGGACUAUGGCAACCUUGCUAGCUGCGAUUGGGAUGAGAUACCCACGUAUACCCCAUCUGGAACGGCAUCAUCUAUGCUGGCCAAUCGUGUUUCCUUCUUCUUUGACUGGCAUGGCCCAUCUAUGACCAUUGACACUGCAUGCUCUUCUAGCUUGGUGGCGCUUCAUCAAGGUGUAGGUGCCCUGCGAAACGGAGACUGUCACCUGGCUGUAAUAGCCGCCAGCAACCUGAUCCUUAGCCCGCGAGAGUACAUUGCCGCUUCCAAGAUGCACCUACUUUCCCCAACUGGGAGGUGUCGGAUGUGGGAUGAGAAUGCGGAUGGUUUUGCACGGGGUGAGGGUAUAGCUUCCGUGGUUCUGAAACGCCUGGGGGAGGCCAUCGCGGAUGGAGACCCAAUUGAAAGUAUUAUUCGCGCCACAGGGGUCAACGCCGAUGGGCGCAGUAUGGGAAUUACUAUGCCGUCUAGCAUGGCCCAGUCACAGCUAAUACGCUCAACAUAUGCCAUCAUUGGGCUGAGUCCAACAGCUCGCCCUGAAGAUCGGUGCCAGUUUUUCGAAGCCCAUGGCACCGGAACGCAAGCCGGGGAUCCACAAGAAGCCACCGCGAUCUACAAGGCACUCUUUGGAAUUCCAGUGCCGCCUGAUAAGUCGUCUGAGGACUGGCUGUAUGUGGGAUCCAUCAAAACCGUCAUUGGCCAUACAGAAGGAGUCGCUGGCUUGGCGGGCGUCAUAAAGGCCUCCCUAAGCGUUCAGAAAGGCAUCAUCCCUCCAAACAUGUUUUUAGAUCGUAUAAACCCCGUUAUUGAGCCUCUCACAUCUCGACUCCGCGUACCAACGGAGCCAAUGCCGUGGCCCAGUCUUGCCCCAGGAGUCCCUCGCCGGGUUUCGGUCAACUCGUUUGGGUUCGGUGGAAGUAAUGCACAUGCGAUUAUUGAGAACUAUACCCCAGGCACAAAUCUCGUUUUGGGGCAUACCCUGUCUCCUCAGAUUCUUCCAUUUACUUUCUCCGCAUCUACGGAGCAAGCAUUGACCGGUGUUCUGGAACACUAUGGCGCGUUUCUCCAAAAUAACUUUGACGUCGAUCUGGUCAGCCUGGCAGAGUCUCUCCUGAAGCGACGAUCAGCAUUAAGUCACCGAAUUGCUCUUACAGCGGCCUCAAUCGAAGACCUUCAAAGCAUGGUUCAGAUAGAGAUUGAGAAGCGGAGAUCAGCAACAGCUUCUCCGGCUAUUGUCUCCCGAUCCAGCGAUACUCCUAGGCGAGUACUGGGUAUUUUCACUGGACAAGGUGCGCAGUAUCCGCAGAUGUUCUGGGAUCAAAUUUCGGCCAGUCCACAAGCCCUGGCCUGGAUGGCGGAGCUUCAAGCAUCUCUAGAUAGUCUUCCAUCGCAGUAUCGUCCAAACUUUUCGAUGAUCCAGGAGCUUUCAGCCCCUGAGUCAUCCUCAAGACUUCAUGAGGCAGUCAUAUCUCAACCUCUCCGCACCGCCAUCCAGAUAAUACAAGUCAACUUUCUACGCGCUCUUAAUGUGAGCUUCUCCGCGGUUGUCGGGCACUCGUCAGGUGAAAUCGCGGCAGCUUAUGCCGCUGGCGCUAUUACCGCGUCUGAUGCGAUCCGGCUUGCGUAUCUACGAGGUCUCAUGACCAAACAUGCUGGCGCAAAUGGUCAACCUGGGGCGAUGCUGGCUAGUGGGAUUCCCUGGGAGGAAGCGCACGCGCUUUGCGACGAAGGUUUCAGCGGAAAAGUUAGAGUUGCUGCAAGCAACUCUCCUGUUAGUGUCACAUUCUCUGGGGACGUAGAUGCUGUGCAGGAGCUCGAAUGGAUGUUGAAAAGCCUAGACCUCUCAGUGCAUCGCCUCCGUGUGGAUGUAGCCUACCAUUCCCAUCAUGUGGUGCCAUGCGCUGCACCCUACCGUCAUGCUCUCGAAGUAUGUGGAAUCCGAGUGCAUCCUGUGAUGACCAAGUGGUUUUCUAGCGUGUACAAGGACAAAGAGUUGCAUGAAGAAGACCUCAGUCCCCAAUACUGGGGCCAGAAUAUGCUUCGUCCUGUUUUAUUCUCUCAGGCAGUGGCUGCGGCAUUCACAGAUGAACCCGAAAUUGGUCUGGUAGUCGAAGUUGGGGCGCAUCCCACGCUCAAGGGACCAAUUUUGCAAACACUAUCCGUGAUCAAGGAUGCAAAGUCCGAGGUAGCGUAUCUUGGCUUGGGAGAGCGUGGGAGCAACAAUCUGGAGGUAUUUUCUCGCGCAAUUGGUUUCUUCUGGGCAUACUUGGGACCAAACAUUGAUAUACACGGUUAUCUAUCUUUGUUCGAUCGUUCAUAUGGAAGCCGUUUCCUGAAGAACCUACCAACAUAUCCUUUUGACCAUUCACGAUCUUACUGGAAGUUAUCCCGCCUCACCAACGCCCGACUACAUUGCAUUGACCCUCCACACCCUCUUUUGGGGACACCCAGCCCUGAAACAGGUGGAAAUGAAUGGCGCUGGCGCAACCAUUUAAGCCGGGCGGAAUUGAAAUGGCUCAACGAUCAUCAGAUCCAGUCUCAAGUCGUGUUUCCUGCCACGGGAUAUAUAGUCAUGGCAUUGGAAGCGGCUGCAAUAAUGGCACGCGGUCUAUCCUUGCGUCUGGUCGAACUUGAUGAUGUGCUCAUCAAUCGUGCUAUCCUUAUCCCUGACGAUCCGUGUGGGGUGGAGACCAUCUUCAAAGUGGAGCUCAUAGAACGGAAGGGGGACAUUGUUUUUGCAGCCUUUCAAUGCUAUGCAAGUCUUGCCGGGAGUCUGAAGGCAUGUGCUUCAGGUAAACUUACUGUAUUGUUUGGGGAACAAGAUCCUCUGUUGCUGCCCCCAAAAUCUUCUCUGGUCACGACAUCUCGGCCGGUGAAUGUUGAUGCAUUUUAUGCGUGCUUGGGAAGGCUUGGACUAGGCUACAGCGGUCCGUUCCGGGGGCUAAAAGCUCUAACUAGACGGGUGGAAGGGUCAAUGGGCAUCGUUUCAGGUACCGACCCGACUUCAUCAUUGCUGCUACAUCCAGCGACUAUGGAUUCCAGCUUGCAGGCCCUGUUAGCUGCGAGGAGCUUUGAAGAACUUCGCGCACUACAGGUCCCUGUGUCAAUUGAUCAUGUCGCCAUAAAUACACUGUUGUGCAAACAUGACUCAAGGGGAACUAAGAAUGAGCUUGAUAUUGAGACCUUCCUCUACGAUGUCAACCCUGAUGGCAUGACGGGUGAUAUAAACGCAUUUAACCUCGAUGGCCUAGGUAUAUAUCAAAUCGAAGGCCUUCAUGUCGCUCCAAUCACAUCUGCUGAGGAUCGUGCCAUAUUUUCAAAGAUUAUCUGGGGGCCACUUCUACCUCAGGUUAAUCCGAACAAUAUAUAUCAGGAUUCCCGGAUCCAGGAGGAACUCCAUUUGGCGGAACGCUGCGCUCUUCUAUACAUGAGAGAUGCUCAGCAACACCUGGUUUCCGAAGAGUGCGAACAUCUUGACUGGCACCGUUCUCGUAUUAUCGCAUGGAUGGACCAUGUUCUGUCCACAACACGCGAGGGUACCCAUCCAGUCUGCCGUCCAGAAUGGCUGGUUGGCACUGUGGCUGAUGUUAUGGAUAUGGCACCCGCAGCCAGCAAUGCCUGGUCUUCUCUACGGCUAGCAGGGGAGAAUCUACCGAGUUUCAUUAAAGGGAUGAGUGUGUCGGACCAAGAAAGUAACCGCGACGGGGGACUUAAUGACCCCUUCGAUGUCAAUUUCAGCAACUCCCAGCUCGCAGUGUUCAUCGGACAAAUCGCUUUUCGUUUUCCUCAAAUGAAAAUUCUCCAGAUCAAUGCAGGAAGCGGCUCCGCCACAAAACCGAUCAUGAAUGAGAUCAAGCGAUCAUAUCACUCAUAUAUCUUCACGGACGUUUCCCCGGCUUCCUUUGCGGCGGCGCAAGAAGCUUUUUCCGGACACAAAGACCAGUUUUCCUGUCAGGUACUUGAUAUUAGAUCGGAUCCCUGCCAUCAAGGUUUCAAGGAACACUCGUAUGAUCUUGUCGUUGCGGCCGGCAUAAUGUGUAACCAUAGAGAACUGGUGCAGGCUUUGACGAAUAUUCGCCGCUUGCUUAAGCCUGGCGGGUAUCUCGUUGUCCAUGCCGCUACUAACACCAAUAUCAACCGCCUCGCACUGAUUGCCUCGUUUGAGAAGUGGUGGUACGACGAGGAAGGCCAUCCGCAGAGCCCAGCUAUUAGUCUCCAGAAAUGGGAAACGCUGCUUGAAACCACAGGAUUCGGUGGGUUUGAAGCGGUUUCACCGGCAGGUCAACUUGAAUCCGGCUCAACCUUCGUCACCCAGGCCAUUGAUAGUCGCAUCCAGCUAUUCCGUGAUCCGUGCAAAUUCUUGGGGGUAUUGCCGGCUAACUUGCUCCUCAUUGGGGGUACAACAGAGGCAACAGCAGACUUGGUUCAAUCCUUGAAAGCCUUACUCGCGCCCCGUUUUCGUCGGCUGGUCGUUGCAACUGCUCUCGACGCACUGAACGUGGAAGAUCUAUUUGGAUGGUGUGCUCUGAACCUGGCCGAUCUAGACUCACCUUGCUACGAAGACAUUACAGACAAAUGUCUCAGUGGUCUGAAGAUGCUAAUGAACAGUGCCAGCAGGCUUCUAUGGGUAACUGCAGGCUCGGAGAGUAGGCAACCCUACUGGGGUAUGAGCAAGGCCAUGAUUCACUGCGUCGCCUAUGAAAACCCACAGUCUAUCUUUCAGUAUUUGAAUGUUCCUGACCAUGAAGAGAUCACUGCACCUACUUUGGCCACGAUCUUCAUGCGAUUAGCUCAUACACUUAUGGACAAUGAUCACGACCUGGACACCUGCGUGGAUAGUACGGAGUUCGAAUUACAGCUUGUAAAUGGGACACUGAAUAUACCACGCGUCCAUUUCGAUGAUAUCAAGAAUCAGCGAUAUUCAGCCAGCUACCACGUAGUCAAAGGCCUUGUUGUUCUGCAACACUCCACAGUACAGGUCAUUGCCCCGUCAGGCAAGCGCUGUGAGUUUAUCUUGGGUGAAAGACAGAAAUACGAACAAGAUGCCAAAGAGCCCCAGGUAACUUAUCGUCCGCUUACUUCACGCUUCUCAACAACAACCGCGUUCAAGAUAGAUGGCGCCGGGUUUUUGCACCUGAUAGUUGGUCGAGAUGAAAAGGACAAGACACGGUGGCUGGCGCUAUCCGACCAGCACGCUUCAGCUAUUACAGCACCGCCAGAGUGGUGCUGGCAGGUUUCAGACCGCGUGGGUGAGGACCUAGAGCCAAUUUUAUUGAUGAGGACAGCUGCGGCCUUGUUGGCUAUUCAGAUUGUGGACAAGGUGCGCUCCAAUACAUCUGUUUUGGUCUACGGAGCCGAUACUCUAUGUAAGGCUGUCUGUGAUGCACUUUCAGCAUUUGCUCUUGCACGAAAUAUCCGGGUAUGCUUCAGCACUAGUGCUCAGUCUACACCACCGAAGAAAGAUAUGUUGUUCAUCCAUGAGAGAAGCUCUUCACGCACUCUAUCUCGUCUCCUGCCCGACAACCUAUCUGCCAUCACCGGAAGUCGGGCCACAUGCGGGGUUUACAACCGAAUAAAAACUCUCAUGUCUGAGGAUGUUGUCCAAAUCGACAUAGCCAGUAUUGGCAGGGUGUCCUCCAAUCUACUGGCGUCUCCUGACUCGACCACUGCCGGGCAGACAUUUCUAGCAGCCUGUGGGUUUGCUUUGCAAACAUUCACAUCGCAGGAAGAAGUUAGCCUUAUUCCUGUCCAACGCUUGCAGGGCACUUUCCCAGGCGCAAAUCAAUUGGAGAUUGUGGAUUGGACUCAGUCAGGUCAAGUACCUGUUCGGAUCCAGACUGCAAGCUCUAUGAUCACAUUUUCCGCACAUAAGACAUAUUUACUUGCUGGUAUGACGGGUGAUCUAGGUCGAUCUAUCUGCCAGUGGAUGGUCAGUAGGGGAGCUCGGUCUGUAGUACUUGGUAGUCGAUCCCCCCACGUUGAUGUACAAUGGAUUGAGGAAAUGGCAAGACUGGGAGCCCGGGUAGUUCCAAUGGCAAUGGAUGUCACUAACCGUGGAUCCAUCUGUCGCGCCUAUGCCGCCAUCUGUAGUGAACUGCCCUCGGUUGGGGGAGUUGUCAACGGGGCGAUGGUGCUCAAGGACUGCCUCUUUGCUCAAAUGACGCUAGAGGAUAUGCAGAGCGUAGUUGCUCCAAAGGUCCAAGGAAGCAUCAUCUUGAACGAGGUCUUCGGUAAUCUCGAUCUAGAAUUCUUCAUCCUGCUCGGAUCAGCCGCUGGGCCAUUGGGUAAUGUGGGCCAGACAGCCUAUUCCGCUGCCACUGAAUUCAUGUCAGCGCUCAUACAACAACGGCGCGAGCAAGGCCUUGUCGGUAGUAUCAUUCAUCCUGGUCUGAUCAAGGGCGUGGGUUACUUUGAACGAGCAGAUAGUGCGCGUCAGGGCGCCAUUGAGCGGAACACAGUAACCCCGCACUUGACAGAGCAGGACCUGUAUGAGCUCUUCGCUGAGGGUAUUCUCGCAGGGCAUCCAGAUUCUGGCAGAGACCCUGAGGUGAUUGCGGGAUACACGCUCAUUGACACUGCUGAGAAUCCUAACGCUUUGUGGCUACGCAAUCCGAAGGCGUGGAAUCUCAUAAAGCAUACCGCUCACCCGGCCACACCAGCGUCUAGCAGUAAUGACAGUGUUCCAAUAAUGAUACAACUUGAGUCGGCUGAGAGCAUGGCCGGCGUUGUCGAGGUCAUUGUCAACGGCUUUAUCAAGGAGGUCCGCUCCAAGCUGCAGCUUUCCACCGAGGAAUCGCUCACCGGAGCGACGGUGUUGACCGAUAUGGGAGUGGACUCUCUUGUGGCCAUCGAAUUGCGGCAUUGGUUUGUCAAGGAGCUGUCUGUUGAUCUUCCCGUGUUGCAAAUCAUAGGGGGUGUCUCCAUCCAAGAACUGUCCAGCUGCGCUGCAUCAAAGCUAUCGGCAGAUCAUAUUCCAAGCAUCAUCAUCCAGCAAACAGCACCGGGUUCAUAACCCAUGAUGGCUUUAUCAGGACAUACGGUCAAUCUACCAUUCAAUUCGAUCCCAAUUUGAUCUGCGCUGUAUAUAAACACCCUAUAGCAC
Molecule: messenger RNA, 7688 nt
Organism: Aspergillus sclerotioniger CBS 115572
Lineage: Eukaryota; Fungi; Ascomycota; Eurotiomycetes; Eurotiales; Aspergillaceae
Product: ketoacyl-synt-domain-containing protein
Exons: 2
Coding region: 207-7598 (2463 amino acids)
Biological process (GO): fatty acid biosynthetic process; secondary metabolite biosynthetic process
Molecular function (GO): phosphopantetheine binding; fatty acid synthase activity; 3-oxoacyl-[acyl-carrier-protein] synthase activity
Source: RefSeq, a predicted model, not a curated record